This is a messenger RNA of Cyclopterus lumpus (lumpfish), 3803 nucleotides long. Its product is annotated as fas-binding factor 1 homolog. Gene Ontology annotation, cellular component: ciliary transition fiber; centriole; ciliary basal body. Gene Ontology annotation, biological process: cilium assembly; establishment of epithelial cell polarity. The transcript has 30 exons. The coding region runs from base 214 to 3693 and encodes 1159 amino acids. The record is from RefSeq and is a predicted model, not a curated record. NCBI's taxonomy places the organism in Eukaryota, Metazoa, Chordata, Actinopteri, Perciformes, Cyclopteridae.
CGCACCGGAUGUUAGCAGCUCGUAUUCAGCGGUAACUUCAAGUAACGUUCACGAGGCACAAGGUAGUUUUUUUUGUUAUGCUAAAUGACGUCACGGUAACGUGAACGCGCCCCGGCGGCUGCCAAUGGCGACCGGAGACGCUUAAUCCGGUUUAGCCGGGGGUUAUUUACAUUAGCUAGCUAGCUAGCCGCUCCCGGAGACAGAUUUAAGAAAAUGGCUGCAAAGAAGGGAAAACCACCCAAAAGUUCAUUUGGAGAUGAAGCUUUGCUCGACAGCAUAUUUGAUGAUACAGAACUCCCAGUGAGAGGAAAAGCGACUCGCAGUGGACCGUUAACUCGCACUUCUGCCACUGAUAAUAUCUUCAGUAUGCUAGCAGAGCAGGUGAAGAAGGACGGGGACACUGGGGACUCUGACGUCUCAGCAGCUGACCCCAACGACAUACUGAAGAACAUGAAGGACAUGGACGAUAUGGACGCUGACCUUUUUGCAUCAAAGAAAAAGCCCAGUUCAGCUCCUGCACAAACAAAGAAAGACUCGGAGAGUAAAGUCAAACCAGAGGGAGCAGGUGAACCCGCCGCCGCGGGAGGGAGGAAGCCAAACUCUGCACCUUCGUCCACGGCACAGAACUACAGGAAGUUCACCGUCUCUGAUCUGGACGACCCUCUGGCUGACCUACUUGAUGACCUUCUUCCAGAUGAACCCAAACCCAAACCUAAACCCAGAAUACAGCCGGCCAAGCCUGAAAGAUCCCCUUCAGCGUCCCCUGUCCUAAAGACUGAGACAUCUAAGGCGGCGAAAAAACAAAGCGGUCUCACAUUCGAUGACGAUAAGGACGAUUUAAUGGACGCGCUGGGAUUUGAGAGCGAUAAGAACAAACCCAAGAAAAAAGAGGCUGCGCUUUGGUCCAACGCGGAAAGGAGCGAGACCCCUCAGAGGCCUCGCACCAAACUCGACGAGAUUCUGGAGAGUUUGACUUCGCCUCGACUUCUGGAGCGACCUCCGACGGGCGAGAGGAAGGACCGGCCUCCGUCUCAAGAGCCCGAGAGGACCUCCGCUGUGAGAGAACCGCUUUUAGAAGAUGACCUCACAUUUGGCUCGUAUCAGCCCACCCUGGGAUCCACGCCUGAGGGGCGCCAGUCCCGCAGACAGUCAGUCAGGUUUUCCACAGGCGACACCGGUCCCUCGACCCCGGAGAAGAAACCCAAACCCGCCACCCCCACUCGGCAACGCACCUCGGCCGACUGGCUGGGCCUGAAGACAAACGACGACCGCACCUUCCUCAUGGGUGAUGCUGAAGAGGCCAAAAGCUCUGCAGGGUCUCUGAAGGCUCCUUCCUCCCCCUCCUUGGAGAGGAGACCCUCCCUGACUGGUGGUCCGGCCUUAACCGAUAACAUCACCAAACAAACCACGCUAGAGGUUUCUAAAGGCCUGCAGAGAGAGGAGGAGAAGGAGGAGGAAGAGGAGGAGGAGGAUGACUGGUUAGCAGGAGCGCUGAGCAGGAAGAAGGCUCUGUCAAAAACAUCCAAGCAGGAAGACUCUUUAGGCCUGGGAGAGGAAGUGGAUCUGGAGUCGCCCGUUAGUCAACCGGCUCCCAGAGGCCGAGAGGACGCGCUCACAUCUGUCCAGGAAUCGAGCAGCGCUCUUCUCGGACCGCCCAGCCCGGCGGCUCACUCCACUCCCGUCAGAGAGACGUCUCACCCCUCAGAUUCCCCUCCUCCUCCUCCUCCUCCUCCUCCUCCUCUUCUUACUGGUCUCUCGCCGGUCUCUGCUGCUAGCGUUAGCCACACCCAACCCCCCUCCCGUAAGGGCCCAAGGGGGCCCAGUCAGGCUUCGGAUAAAAACCUGCAACAGCUUCCAUCGUGCUCUGUUUCACAGACAAACCAAAUGCCAAACACAUCAACUGCUGUCCAACAACAGGUGACUCUUUCAGCAGACAGUCUGCAGCAGCUGCUUCUGCAACAGCAGAUGAUGCACUCUCAGUUUCUGGGUCUCGGGAGCGUCGCGGUGGAUUCAAGACUCGAAGAGAAAGAGCGGCACCGUGGAGAUCAUCACGCGUUACAGGCUCGCGUCGUCCAACUGGAGGGACAGGUGAAGAGUCUGCAGCUGGAGCGAGAGCAAAGCCAGAUGUUGCUAGAGAGCGUCCAGCAGAGGCAUAAACAGGAUAUGGAGCUGAUGGAGAACGCACACAAGGGUCGCGUGAAGCUGCUGGAGGACUCGGCGGCCCAGAGGGAGACGCAAGCGGGGAAGGAGCGCGAAGACCUGGCGGAGCGUCUGUCCGCCGCGACGCGAUCGGCAGAGCAGGAGCGCUGCGAGCUGCUGGCUCAGCACCAGCGCAAACUGGCGCUGAGCCAGCAGGACCGAGACCGUGAGGUGGAGCGACUCAGAGACCUCCAGAGGAAAUCCAUCUUGGAGAUGAAGAAAGACCACGAGGACCAGGUCCGGAGACUGAAGAAGUUAAAGGACGAGGAGAUCGACGCAGUUACAAGCGCGACGUCUCAGACCAGGUCUCUUACGGUGGUGAUGGAGCAGAUGGAGCAGUUCUCCUCUCGGCUCGGGGAUCUUUCUUCUCGGGUGGAGAGCACACAUGAACACACGGCUCACGGCCUGGAGCAAGGGGCGCGGCACAGAGACGAGCAGCUUCGAGUGAUGCAGGACCGCCUGGCCCAGCAGCAGAAAGCCAUGGCGGAGGAGAGGUCGUACCUCAAGGAGAUCAUUUCCAGGAUGGACACGCAGCUCAAUGAGCAGCAGAGGCAGCUGGAGAAGGAGCGCUGGAAGAUGACAGCAGAGCAGGCCAAGGCAGAGUCGACCCAGAGGGGCCUGGAGGGAGAGCGGCAUGCCCUCAGCCUGCAGAUCAACAUGGAGAGAGAGGAGCUGGAGAGAGCCAAGAGUGCACUGCUGGAGGAGCAGAAGUCGGUGAUGCAGCAUUUUGCAGAGGAGAGGAGGAAGCUGGCCGCAGACUGGGCCCACUUUCACAGCCUGGAGAAGCAGAGGCACGAGAGGGCAGAGCGGGAGGCCAGCAGCCUCUUGGAGAAGAGAGAGGGCUCCAUCCUCAGCCUGGCUCAGGACCAAGCCGACUUAAAGCUGCACACCGCAGAGCUGAAACUAAAGGAGGCGGCCGUGGCACAAGAGGGAGAGACUGUGCAAAGACUCAGAGAAGAACUGGACAGAGAGAAGGAGAGGAUAAGCAGCACGGCCUUGAGGCUGAAGACAAGAGCCCACGAGGUGGAGGCCUUCAGCGAGCUCGCCGCGGAGAAGCAUGCGGAGGGAGAACGAGCGCUGCGGGAGGCGAAGCGGGUGGAGGCCGAGCACCAGGCGAGGCUCGGAAACAUCCGCACCCAGACGGAGCGGCUGAGGCAGCAAGAACAACGGCUCCUUCAGGAGCGGACGCGGUUAAGCCACCUGCAGGAGGACACGGAGAGGCUGAGACGAAACGCUCCGAUGACCUCGUCGCCACAGGUGUUUACAAGCACCUCGCCAGAUGCAGGUUCGGUGUUGCCGAAUCCUGAGCUGGCGUCGACCGUGAACAUUCCCCCCGCGGCCUCGUUGGCCAGCUCUCAGUCCAUGGCUCUUCAGGCUAGUCUGGCUCUGUGGAAGUACACGGCAGAAAAGGACCGUGAAUACCUUCAAGAGGAACAGAUCUUCUUAGAGAAUUUGAAGAAGAAAUCGUACAGAUCACCUUUCAACACAGAUUGACCGACUUGCUGGGAACCACCCAGCAUGAUUAAGUGUAAAACAUUCAGCGACAGAUUCACUUGCAAUGGUUUUUAUUUUGUUUAAUAAACUACUUUUCCACUGCUGGAGGA